This is a messenger RNA of Anneissia japonica, 1203 nucleotides long. RefSeq names its product doublesex- and mab-3-related transcription factor C2-like. Bases 143 to 859 code for a protein of 238 amino acids. Gene Ontology annotation, biological process: regulation of transcription by RNA polymerase II; sex differentiation. The record is from RefSeq and is a predicted model, not a curated record. Lineage: Eukaryota; Metazoa; Echinodermata; Crinoidea; Comatulida; Comatulidae. The transcript has 2 exons. Gene Ontology annotation, cellular component: nucleus. Gene Ontology annotation, molecular function: RNA polymerase II cis-regulatory region sequence-specific DNA binding; DNA-binding transcription factor activity, RNA polymerase II-specific.
GCAUUCAGUAGUGUAUGCGCAUGCGUGAAAACUUUUUGCCGGAUGGUGAGGCGAAAAAAACGCGAAACUUCAAUUCGAACUGUGCGCAGGUCUCGAGUGGCUGCUGUUGGUGGAGUUGAGCUAAUAAAGACGAUAGGCAAUCAUGUCAAUUAGUGGCCUAGCACAACUAAAGUCACAGAUAGGUUCUGUGGGAACAAGUAAUGAUUCUCAAAGCAGCACAAAAACAGAAAAGAAGAUUAAGACUCGAAGCAUGCCAACGUGCAGCCUUUGUCGAAAUCAUGGAAUUUCAGUUCUUUAUCGUGGCCACAAACGAAAAUGCCGAUUUGCUAUGUGUGUCUGUCAAAAAUGCACAAUGACCAAAGAAAGGCGGCGUGUUAUGUCGUGGCACGUGAAUGAGCACCGGGCCAACUACAUGGCACACAGCAGGCUUGGUGAGGCUAUGGCACCUUCGACUUGCUGUGCAAACCCUACGUCUUUUAACCACAUGCAUCCUGCGGUUUAUGAUGCCUGGCCACCAACACCUCCGGGAUUCCAGGCGUUGGUGCCAUACUCUCCUGAGUGCCCUCAACCGCAAAUAGGCCUAGGCCUACCAGUACCAACAUAUUAUCAACAUUAUAGGCCUACAGGAUUCUUGCCAUAUGAUGAAUCUUAUCCCACCCCUUCACCAAGUCCUGGCAAUAACAAUAGUGCCAUCGCUACAUUUGGAGCAGAAAAAAGUAGCCAGUUAUUAAGCUUAUCAAACUAUUAUUAUCCAACUGAGCAUACGGCAGAAGGAUGGAGGCCCAUUGGAGUUGGAAACGGUUGUCCGACGAUACAUGUACAAGGCCAACAACACAAUGAAAAUCAGCUACAGAAAUAGAAAAGAAUAGCAUCUACCCACCGAUGAAGUAGUUUUUUAUUUUGAAAAUUUCAUUUUUACAUAGGCCUAUUUUAAAAUUCAGUAUUUUAUAACUAUGCUCUAUCUAGCUAAUUUUUAUAUUAUUUCAAAUUUUAUACCUAUAUUUUUAUGCAUUUAUAAUAUUUGGAAUUAAUUUUAUAAUUUAAAUUAAUAGAAAAACUAAAAUAUCUCGUUUGUAUUUAUAUUUAAUUUCUAGACUAUAUUUUAGUUAAAUUCAUCAUUCAUAUUAACAUUUCCUAGAUAUUAUCUUUUGUAAUAUUUAACAUUAUUUAUAAUAGUUUAAAUUUAGUUUGAUGUUACAAUUU